This is a messenger RNA of Folsomia candida, 561 nucleotides long. RefSeq lists its product as uncharacterized. NCBI's taxonomy places the organism in Eukaryota, Metazoa, Arthropoda, Collembola, Entomobryomorpha, Isotomidae. The transcript has 3 exons. Bases 1 to 558 code for a protein of 185 amino acids. The record is from RefSeq and is a predicted model, not a curated record.
AUGGGGGAGCCUGUCGUUCAGCCACAGGACGUCGUCCAAGGUCUCGACGUGGCUUUCGUCACGCCCCCUCAUUGCGCUACAUUUCCUGCAAUCGAAGCUUCUUCAAUCAAACCCCACCCACCGACAACCUUUGGACAAGAUGCUCGAGUUGCUUCACGGGCACUAUCAGUCCCUCUGUCUCGUGGCUACGAAGGCAUUCUACACGAAAAGCCGCUCCACGAGUAUGUCCGUAAUGCUUGCAAGUGGGCCCUGGAUGAUUCUUUGGACAUCGAGUACUGGGAGGAUCCGGAUAUCAACAAGGCUUCCGAAGCAGUGAAGGGAAAACUAAUAAAGUACGGGACUGGACCAAUCGACUCAACCACCGGUAAGCACGAGAAGUAUCACAAAUUCACCGCGAAUGCCAUCGUCAAACAGUCCGCGGCUGAGUACACGUUCGGCAUCACGGAUGAAAAGGGGGUGACCAAGUCGAUCAACAUCGUCCAGUAUAUGAACAGUUUAAGAAGACCAAGAUUCGACACCCAGAUUGGCCCGUGGUUCACAUUGGGAAUCGAAACAUGACAA